Messenger RNA from [Candida] anglica, 585 nucleotides. The record is from the annotation of a GenBank genome assembly. NCBI's taxonomy places the organism in Eukaryota, Fungi, Ascomycota, Pichiomycetes, Serinales, Debaryomycetaceae.
AUGUCAGUGGAAUUUGUAUUUCCAAAGAUUCAUUCAUUUCCGCCAUUGUACACCAAGCAACCAAAUGCUACCGUAUUAAAUAAUCAACUUGAUACUUGGUGUGAAAUCCUAUUGGAUUAUUGUGAGCAUUAUAAAAUAUCCUCAAUUUCUAAUCUGGGUAAAAUAUUAUACUCACAAUAUGAUUCCAUAGAAAAUAUUCCCCCAAUUUUUGAUAACAAAGAUAUAAAUAGAGUAGUGAAUGAUGAGUUCAAGUCAACUAUAUUCAGACACCUUAUUCAAAAGUUAAAGAGAGCCGAAUAUAAAAAUCCAAAACUGCCGGAUAGUGGGAUUAUUUUAUAUUGGAAAUCCAUAUCAGAAUGGUGUCUGGUUUUGUAUGGAUAUGUGGAAAGAUCUGGACAAUUGGGUUCUAUACUUACAGUUUACGAACUUACUCAACUGUCAGACUCGGGACUCCCCGAUGAACUUAAAAACAUCGAAUACGAUUUGUUAGUCCGGGUACUAAAAUAUUUGGUGAAACAAGGUAAAGCUCAAAUACUCAUGGCUGAUGAUGGGACUGACCAAAUCGGUGGUGUUAAAAUUGUAUAG